AUGGUAUCGGUUCAAAAUAAGAAUAAUUUGAUUGCUGCGGCUCUUCGAGCGUUAUUGGGUAAUCCCGUGACAUUGAAAGGAAAUGCUGAACCAGUCAAUAUCCUCCAACUAUAUCCAUCCGUUGUUCCGUCGAUAAAUGCUCAAACAUACCGCGAAUGUCAGCAAAUAUUUGUGGAAAUUCGUUCUGAUAAACGCAUUACAUUUGACGUAGAACCAACAACUACUAGGUUACUUCUAGAUGGAUACAAACUACUACAAGACGAUAGGACCUUAUCCGACUAUUACAUUAAAACAGAUUCCACAUUGUAUCUUCAAGCGAGAAUACCAAACACAUUCGUUGUUUUUGUCAAAACACUGACGGGAAAAACUCUUACUGUUAAUGCUCAACCGUCUGAUACAAUUGAAAAUGUUAAACACAAAAUUCAAGAUUUAGAAGGUAUACCAUCUGAUCAACAGAGAUUAAUUUUUGCCGGGAAGCAGCUUGAAGAUGGUAGAACACUGAGCGACUAUAAUAUUCAAGAAGAGAGUACGCUACACUUGAUCUUACGUUUGAGAGGUGGUUACGCCAUAAACGUACAAACUCUAGCAAAUAAAUCAAUUGAUGUUGGAAUUAGCGAGACAGGUACUGUU
Didymodactylos carnosus is the source of this 630-nucleotide messenger RNA. Lineage: Eukaryota; Metazoa; Rotifera; Eurotatoria; Philodinida; Philodinidae. The record is from the annotation of a GenBank genome assembly.